UGUACAUUAGCGCGGGGUGAAGAGGUCCAAAGUUGAAAAGUUAACAGCAGGACACGUUUCAAUCAGCUUUGACAUGUCUGAAGUGAGCAACCAGCUGCCCAAAGACCCCAUAUCUGCAGUUGGAGUAAUCACUUCCCUCAGUAAGGCCCCUGAAGGCUACUAUGUUGUUGCACAAACAACAGAUGGCUCUGACGCUGACCUGUGGAAGGACGGCUUAUUCAAAUCCAAGGUCACUCGCUACCUUUGUUUCACCAGAAAGACUGGGGCUGACGUUGUUGUGGACAUGAAGCUGAUUGACAUUAAGGACGCGUUGCCAGAGGGCUUCACACCUGUGGAAGAAACAUUGGACACAAAGGAAACUGCCAUGAGGAAGAGGAGGCUCUGCGUGAAAAUCAUCCCUCGUUCGGCUGCUGUGACGGCUGUGUGUGACAUCCAGAUCGUUGCCAAGUCCAAGUACCAUCUUGUUAACUACACCAGUAUAGGUGAGAUCAACAGUAUGUUGAUGUGGUGCCGAAUGGGUGACGCUCCUCAGCAUCAGUCGUCCCAGGAAACGUCCAGUGAAGUUGACAGUGCCGCUCCAGCCAACACAGUAAGGAAGACCCCGACCCGGCAGGACUCUGAGCCCCAGAGCAGUGGGAACUACACCAUGACUGCUCUGGACGGCGUGCCCUUUUUCAUCGCUGAAAAGUUUUGUGACAAUCCCAAAGAGAUGCAGCAAGUCAAUUUAAUGGGCAUUACGAUCAAAUCCCUGGCAGAGAUCGAGGAGGAAUUUUACUACAACUUCAGCACAGAGCGGAGCAUCGCUGUGUGACGCUGCGGUCUCACCCUGCCAGACAGACACACAACGACUGAAACACUACUGACUGAAAGGAUCAUGUGAAUACUUGUAAAAUAAUUUAGAAAAAAAACACUACA
Notothenia coriiceps (black rockcod) is the source of this 915-nucleotide messenger RNA. RefSeq names its product multivesicular body subunit 12B-like. The record is from RefSeq and is a predicted model, not a curated record. Lineage: Eukaryota; Metazoa; Chordata; Actinopteri; Perciformes; Nototheniidae. Gene Ontology annotation, cellular component: ESCRT I complex; late endosome. The transcript has 10 exons. Gene Ontology annotation, biological process: virus maturation; viral budding; regulation of epidermal growth factor receptor signaling pathway. The coding region runs from base 74 to 811 and encodes 245 amino acids.